CCCCUCCCUCCCUCCCUCCAUCGCACAUUGCCUGCUUACUGGCUCCCCGCCAUUGCUGACCAGCGACCGCAACCACCACCUUCCCGCCACUAUAUACACACUCCCUUGCGCGCGCUGACGCAGUGACAAAUCGCACGGGCGGCGCGCGGCCUAGCUGUAUUGCACUGUCCACCACCGCCAGCGUCAAAUAUCUCCGGCGAGAGCUUCAGCGAUAUUUAUUUCCGGAGAGCUUGCCGGGAAGGGGGAGGAGGAGGAGCGGCGGCGGCGGCGGCAUGGUGUUCUUCUGCUUCCUGGUGGACCAGCGGCGGAAGGUGCGGAGCAGCAAGCCGGCGGCGGGGAUCUGCUCGCGCUGCGGCGGCUGCGCCAGCGUGGCGGACAUGGAGACGGCCACGCGGCUCUGCUACCUCCUCACCGUGCACCGCGUCACCUGGCGCGCCAUCAUCUGCACCUUCUGCGGCGCCAUGCUCAAGUCCUACCGCCACUACCGCCUCUACUAGGCCGGCGGCCACCGUCUCCACCCGCGUCCCGUUUCCUGACGGCCGGUGCAGCGUGCAUGUGCCAGCUAGUUUUGUUUGCUCUGCUUAUUAAUUUGUGUUUAAGGCGUGCUCUCUAGCUAGCUUGGAGAUUGUUGCACUGGAUGGAUUCUUGUUAUCUUAUGUACAUAUGUUAUGCAAGGUUGGAUUACCUUCUCUUCUAAAUUGGUAUCUCCGUCCGUGGAGGCCAAUAGGAUUACUAUUUAGUAGUACUACGAUCUCAUGCAAGAGAGAAGGGAGAAGUGUGAGGAUCUUUGUUAUCCAUCCCUAAUUAGCUCCUCUUGUAAUAGUAGUAUGGAUGUUCAUACAUUUCCCCUCUCCUCUCCACGGCAUUAACGUGUGAUUUGAUUCCUCACACUUUUCAUCUUCUUCUUUUUUGUUGUUGAGAAAAUCACACCUUUCAUCUGACAAGGCCCUGUUGUCUGCUACUGCUAUGAGAUAUUUCGAAAUAAACAAGGACGGGAUGUAUUUG
Molecule: messenger RNA, 1005 nt
Organism: Triticum dicoccoides
Lineage: Eukaryota; Viridiplantae; Streptophyta; Magnoliopsida; Poales; Poaceae
Exons: 1
Coding region: 273-497 (74 amino acids)
Source: RefSeq, a predicted model, not a curated record